This is a messenger RNA of Selaginella moellendorffii, 447 nucleotides long. RefSeq names its product 40S ribosomal protein S27-3. Gene Ontology annotation, biological process: ribosomal small subunit assembly; translation. Gene Ontology annotation, cellular component: ribosome; cytosolic small ribosomal subunit. Bases 58 to 318 code for a protein of 86 amino acids. NCBI's taxonomy places the organism in Eukaryota, Viridiplantae, Streptophyta, Lycopodiopsida, Selaginellales, Selaginellaceae. The record is from RefSeq and is a predicted model, not a curated record. The transcript has 3 exons. Gene Ontology annotation, molecular function: RNA binding; structural constituent of ribosome.
UAUAUAGUAAGAAUCUAGGGCUCUGGCGGCUAGGGUUUUGGUGCGUGUGUGUCGAAAAUGGUUCUCUCCAACGACAUCGAUCUCUUGCAUCCGCCGGCGGAGCUGGAGAAGCGCAAGCACAAACUCAAGCGCCUCGUCCCCACUCCCAAUUCCUUCUUCAUGGACGUGAAAUGCCAGGGAUGCUUCAACAUCACGACUGUCUUCAGUCACUCGCAGACGGUGGUGUUUUGCAGCAAUUGCCAAAACGUUCUAUGCCAGCCCACCGGAGGAAAGGCUCGUCUCACAGAAGGCUGCUCCUUCCGGAAGAAGAGCGACUAGAACACCAGCAACGAGGCAUCAAAACCAAAGUAACGAUGCGUAGAGCACUAGCCGUGUGUGUUUGUUCCCUUCACAUGUGUAAUAGAAAGUAGCCCAAUUUUGCUUCAAUGGAUUGGGAUUUUUCUCGAA